Molecule: messenger RNA, 5151 nt
Organism: Strongylocentrotus purpuratus (purple sea urchin)
Lineage: Eukaryota; Metazoa; Echinodermata; Echinoidea; Camarodonta; Strongylocentrotidae
Exons: 16
Coding region: 1-4569 (1522 amino acids)
Biological process (GO): signal transduction
Molecular function (GO): protein binding
Source: RefSeq, a predicted model, not a curated record
AUGGCGUGUCAGGAUCGGCACGUUCAUGCGACGUCGGAGGAAAGAAUACGACUACCACUUCUUUUGGAGGAAACUUCACAACCUAAUGAAAAAGCCAAGAAUGCUGAGCCACCCAAAGAAAACAACAAUCCUGAGUGUAACAUCUCAUCUCGCACUGGCUCUUCUCCCGAUGCGAAUAGUUUUCCAAGCAACACGGCCCGUCAGUCUACAUCUUCUGCUCAAACAGGGCCUUCACGUGACGUCAACAAUGGCAAAGGUAACGUAAGCUCACCGACUCUCUCACAAUCUGACGGCCCAAAGUGUGAUACUGUCAGGGAGAGUGGAUUCCCAUGCGAUGUAAACAACCCCGGUCAUAACGAUGUCUCUCACUCUGAGUCUUCAUGUGCUCAAAACAGUGGUUCUUCAAUUGAAAAAGAGACCAACCCUGUCCCUGGUACCACUGACGUGACAAUUUCAGUUCCCCGACCCUGUGUAGAAGACGUCAAGGAAAGGAAAGAGGACCAAUCAUCUGACCUAUCACCUAAACACAGGCUAGAUACCACGAAAAAUACCAACCAAAGAACAUCAUCUAUCAGGGAAGUAAAGGAGUAUCAUGAUUCCCCGAUCUAUCCGGUCCUCGGAUCAGGGACAACCAGUGGUGAAGCAGAUGAAACUAAAGGGAAUGACUGUCCAGACAUGACCAACAUACUUCUAUUGAGAUCCGGUGAUGUAGAACAAAACCCUGGCCCAAAUGAUAAACCUGGGAACCUGACCGACCUCGAACUAUAUCUCCUUGCUGACAGUAUGGAUCCAUCAGAUUUCAGGAAGGUCGGACUAGCUUUGGAAUUCACUGAGGCUGAACUAAGUCGGUUUGAGAAAGAUCAGAUGGGCAACACUCUGUAUGCUAUCUAUAAGAUGCUUUACGAAUGGCGGAAGAGAGUACGUGAUAGCGAGGCGAGGGAGGCGUUGGUGGUCACGUUACAACAAAUUAAGCUGGUACAGCUUGCUGAUAGCGUACAGAAAGGUCAGGUUGGUGAUCACAUACCGUCCAUGACAGAGAAGGAAAUCCAACGGGUUGCUGAAGAGGUCAAACACUAUUUGGCAAUUCAUCUAUGCCAGAUUCAAGCCGAUCCACUGAACAGUGAACUUGUACUUGAAUUCAAACGUAUCUUCACCAAUCUAACGUUGAUGGAAGAAGACAAAGGUACAAAACUCAAGACACCGCUUCUCUACGAUGACCUCCUCAGGACCAAAGUCAACGGAACCUAUCCCAAACGCUUGUUGGUAGAAGGUGAAGGUGGUGUAGGAAAGACCACUUUUUGCGCCAAGAUCGCUUGGGAUUGGAUCCACGGAAAAGCCUACCAAGAUUUCAAACUGGUUCUUGUCAUCCUCCUUCGCAAGACAGAGGGCAAGACUGUUGGAGAGAUAGUGAAGUCGUAUCUUUCUGACAACAAUCCCGUCACAGCCAAACAGCUAGACAAGCACAUCCUCUCAAAUCCGGAUGACGUUUUUCUUGUCUUGGAUGGCCUAGAUGAGUUUGCUGUCGAUCUUGACAGCAAUCAGCAAAUCGCCCUGAUCACUCUCAAUCAUCUGUUCAAGUCAGGGACAGUACUAAUCACAUCGAGACAAUGGAGAUCAGAUGAGAUUAGGAAGAAUGCCGAUCUCAGAAAGGUGUUUGCUUUCAUUGCUGUAGAAGGUUUCUCUGCUGAAAACCUCUCUUCUUACAUCACCAAGUUCUUUCAUCCAGAUGCAGCUUCCUCUGAAGAUCUGAACCGAUUCAUAUCGAACAACGAUGUGAUCAGAGAGAACAUGGCUCCCUACCCCAUAUACACAGCCAUGCUGUGUAUCAUGUGGAAAGAGUUUGAUGGAGAGCGCCGAGAGGCAAUGUCCAAGCUGCAAACAUUUUCCCAGCUCUUCAAUCAGAUGAUUGACUUUUUGGUUGAUCAUCACCUAUCGAAGCACAUUCCAUCUUUAGGUAUUGUUGGAGGCAAAUUAAGUGAGCAUUGUUCAGAUAUUCGUCAUCACCUGAUUCACAUCGGCCGCAUUGCCUUCCAGGGGCUUCUCGAAAGACGGUUAGUAUUCACAGAAGAAGAGUUUCAGAGCUAUCCAGAGUCCAUCGAUGUAGGUUGUAAAGUUGGUGUACUCACCAGAGAGAAGAAAAUUCUUCCGAGGCGAGACAGGAGAAACACUCCAAAUUCAGUAGUCCAAUCGGUGCAGUUUCCCCAUAAGCUCUUCCAGGAGUAUCUAUCAGGAAUGUAUCUUGCAUCCCUUUAUCAGUCAAACCGUAAUGAGUAUUACAGGUUGAUAGCGAAUAUCAUAAAGGAAGCAGUGGAAUACCAGUACCUAUUGUACUUUACUUCGGCUCAGCAGAAGGAGGUCGGCUUGGAUAUCAUAUCUCGUCUCAUAGAGUCAAAAACAAAGCGCACACAGGGCCGUAUUGAUGAUGACUUCAUCGUAGAUGUAGCAUAUGAGAGCCAAGACCAAGAAGUGACCAAAGCCGUGGCGGAUCAUCUAUCGACUACGUCCAUAAAGACACUGAAGAUCACCAAGGAGAUGCAGGCACACACAGUAUCAGGGCAUACUUUCAUCAUGAACCAUCGUAAAGUGCAAUUGUGUAUCCGACAUGAUGUCGUACUAUUACAACAGAUUGAGACUCUUAACAUUCACUCUGGUGAUCUCAGUGAACGUCCCUAUGCAUCACGUGAUCUCGCUCAGUUCAUCUGUAAGAUGACUCAUCUGAAGAAGCUGACACUCAACGGUCAGUAUCACGAUGACUUCUACUCAACAUCGUCAUCGAUUGCUUCAUCUGCAAAGAUUGAGACUCUUGACAUCAACUCUGAUGAUCUCAGUGAACGUCCCUCUGCAUCACGUGAUCUCGCUCAGUUCAUCUGUAAGAUGAUUCAUCUGAAGGACCUGACACUCCGCGGUCAGUGUCACGAUGACUUCUACUCAACAUCGUCAUCAAUGGCAUCUUCUGCAAAGAUUGAGACUCUUUACAUCGACUCUGAUGAUCUCAGUGAACGUCCCUCUGCAUCACGUGAUCUUGCUCAGUUCAUCUGUAAGAUGACUCAUCUGAAGGACCUUAUACUUAUUGAGACUCUUGAGAUCAACCCUGCUGAUCUCAAUGAACGUCCCUCUGCAUCACGUGAUCUCGCUCAGUUCAUAUGUAAGAUGACUCAUCUGAAGGACCUGACACUCUGCGGUCAGUGUCACGAUGACUUCUACUCAACAGCGUCAUCGAUGGUAUCAUCCGCAAAGAUUGAGACUCUUGCGAUCUACCCUGUUGAUAUCAAUGAACGUCCCUCUGCAUCACGUGAUCUCGCUCAGUUCAUAUGUAAGAUGACUCAUCUGAAGGACCUGACACUCUGCGGUCAGUGUCACGAUGACUUCUACUCAACAGCGUCAUCGAUGGUAUCAUCUGCAAAGAUUGAGACUCUUUACAUCAACUCUGAUGAUCUCAUUAAACAACCAUCUGCAUCACGUGAUCUCGCUCAGUUCAUCUGUAAGAUGACUCAUCUGAAGGACCUGACACUCGACGGUCAGUAUCACGAUGACUUCUACUCAACAUCGUCAUCGAUGGCAUCAUCUGUAAAGAUUGAGACUCUUUGGAUUUACUCUAAAGAUCUCAAUAAACGUCCCUCUUCAUCGCGUGAUCUGGCUCAGUUCAUCUGUAAGAUGACUCAUCUGAAGGACCUGACACUCGGCGCUCAGUAUCACGAUGACUUCUACUCAACAUCGUUAUCGAUGGCAUCAUCUGUAAAGAUUGAGACUCUUUGGAUCUACUCUGCUGAUCUAUGGAAACGUCCCUCUUCAUCACGUGAUCUUGCUCAGUUCAUCUGUAAGAUGACUCAUCUGAAGGACCUGAUACUCGGCGGUCUGUAUCACGAUGACUUCUACUCAACAUCGUCAUCGAUGGCAUUAUCCGCAAAGAUUGAGACUCUUGAGCUCAACUAUUUGAGUCUCAAUGAACGUCCCUCUGCAUCACGUGAUCUCGCUCAGUUCGUCUGUAAGAUGACUCAUCUGGAGAAGCUGUCACUCGGCAGUCAGUUUCACGAUGACUUCUACUCAACAUCGUCAUCGAUGGCAUCAUCUGCAAAGAGUUGUACCACGAGCCCCAACCUGACUGAGCUGACAGUGGAUACUAGCACACUAGAAGUAUGGCAGGAUUGUGGUUCGAUGUUUGAUAGUGUGAAAAGGGUCACUAUAGAGGCAGAGAGAACGAUCAACUGUGACGUCAUCCAGAGGAUCCAUCUACCAGGAGCAACAGAACUCACCAUUCAAACACAUGAGUAUGGUCGUCGACCGGCUGGUUUCCACGAGGAGCCCACUUCAAUACCCAAUGCCCUUCUGAAUAUCUCCCCUCAGCUUGUCAAGGUGACAUUCAGGGAUCUUGGCAUUGGCAACAGUAAGAUGGAACUGAUUGUACAAGCUUUCAGUUCACCACACAACCUCAAACAUCUGAAGAUUAUCAGAUUCAUACGAUGCGGGUCAGAUGAGGCCGUGGAUGAUGUCAUAAUUGCUUGCAAUAAAGAUCAGGUCAUGGAGGUGGAGGUGGAGCAUGGAAAACCGCGUCGUCUUUUAUUUGAUUAAUCGUAGAGAUGGCACCACACUCGAUCUGACGAAUCAGACGGAGCAGACAAUCUUUGCACACAAACAGGAAAUAUGGGCUGAAAUGAAAAGUGCCUCAAUCAUCAUCCCUUUUCUUUUACCAUUGUCAUGCAAUCGAUUUCAGUAUUCAUCCACUGAAUCACGUUGACAUUAAUAUGAUUUAGACGGAUGUGUAAUAUAUGCUUUACAUCGGUAUUGCAGCUCUUGUGAUUGUGAUUUUGAAUUCCCUUCAUAAUGUUACUCUUACUGUUCUUGCAUUUAAUAUACUUUAAAGGGUGAUAAGUGGAUUUACACGCUGAAAAUCUCAAACCUUGUGAAAGGGCCAAAAUGUUGUAAAAUAUCAUGAUUGAAAUUUUAUUAAAUGUACGAUGGAAAAAUAUUCAUUAUUAGAAAAGUAAAUAAGUAAUAAUUCUAUUCGAAUUUGAAUUGUGCAACUAGCAGUGCUUUACACACCACAUUUGCUAUGUAGAGAAUGUACACGAUAUUGUAUGUUCCUAGAGUAUAUAAUAAUAAUAAUAAUAACAAUUAUCUUUUAAAGUCCACUCCAAAUUUUAUUAAGUUAAA